AUGCCUGACGAAAAGGAAAAGUCUUUCUCAAUAUCUCGGUAUCUGCGUCCUGAACGCUUUGACGUGGAACCCGCAAUAGCCGGCUCAGACUUGAAAUGGAUUCAUUGGAAGUACUCAUUUGAAAAUUUUAUCGCACAGGAAGCCGCUUCGGCUGACGAUGCCCUUAAGUACAAACUCCUUGUAAACCAUAUCUCGCCAUCAAUAUUUAACUUCAUUCAAGCUUGCACCACGUACGUCGAUGCCAUGACCACUCUCAGUACUACCUAUGAAAAACAAAAAAAUAUUAUCUUGGCUCGGCAUCGCCUCGUUACUAGAAAGCAACAGCCUGGCGAAACGUUAGCAGAGUAUUCGAGAUCUCUUGCCAUACUUGCUCGUGAAUGUCACUUCAAAGCUGUUACUGCUAAUGAACACCAAAACGAAACCGUACGUGGUACGUUCAUUGCCGGAAUAUUGUCUCAGAAAAUAAGAGAAAGGUUGCUAGAAAAAUCUACUAUGUCUCUGGAAGAAACAUUGAAUCUGGCUACAUCUUUAGAAACUGCUGAAAAUACUUCACGACUACUAACAGUAUCAUCUCCAUCAACGUCUGCUGUUCCUGUUAACACGAUCUCUGAAACUCAAGCAUCGCAACCACAGCUCAACUUGGCAGCAUCAAAACCUCAAAAUUUUCAUCACAGUCGCCCUACGCAAAGUGACCGCCGAUGCUUUUUCUGCGGUGGCAAUGUUCAUAAAAGAAUCAAGUGCCCCGCUAAUAAUGCCCAAUGUCAACUUUGCUCCAAAAAAGGACAUUUUGCAACUGUUUGCCGUAGUUCAAGACCAGGUCAACGUACCGUAAAUGUUAUUACCAUGGACGAUGACGACGUUACUCAACCUCAAGUUACUGAUUCUCAUUUGUCAAUGAUAUCCGCUGCUGCGCCAUCAAGCCUACGUAAAGCUACCAUUCCAAUUACCUUGAACAACUAUCAAGCAGAUGCGCUACUUGACACCGGAAGUUCAAUCAGCUUUAUCGAUAAGAAUACUGCUCUAACCAUGAACCUUAAACGAAAGCCCUGUCGACAAGCGAUAACUUUAGCAUCUCUUAACAAUAUAUCAUAUGUUGAGGGACUAUGCUACGCUACAAUUCAGAUUGACAAGGUUAUCGAACCCAGUAUCUCGCCUUGGAGGGCACAAGUACUCGUUACUGGUGAUGACUAUCAUCGGAAACGUCUUGUCAUUGACUAUUCUCAAACUAUAAAUAGAUUCACGGAACUAGAUGCAUUUACAGUAGGAGAUAAGCAGGAUCAUGAUAAUAACCUUCGCAAAUUCAUGAAAGCUACUGGGAAAUAUACACUCCAAAUA
Molecule: messenger RNA, 1335 nt
Organism: Brenthis ino (lesser marbled fritillary)
Lineage: Eukaryota; Metazoa; Arthropoda; Insecta; Lepidoptera; Nymphalidae
Source: the annotation of a GenBank genome assembly